Magallana angulata is the source of this 1068-nucleotide messenger RNA. RefSeq lists its product as uncharacterized. Lineage: Eukaryota; Metazoa; Mollusca; Bivalvia; Ostreida; Ostreidae. The coding region runs from base 1 to 1068 and encodes 355 amino acids. The record is from RefSeq and is a predicted model, not a curated record. The transcript has a single exon.
AUGGAUGACUUGGAGAGUGACCCGUACGAAUCGGGACAAAACUCUGAGAGAUCCGAUAUCUCAGGUGAUAAUGAUAGUCAUCAGGAAACAGAGUUGCAUGACAACUCUGUUAUUUCUUUAGAGACAGAAUCUGAUGGAGAAAGAUUUGAUCCUACAGAAGGUGAGAAUUCAUUCUCGCUUGAUGGCAGCAUGGCUGCUUAUUGUCAGAAAUAUUUUUAUCAACAUCUGACAGAAGACAGCAUCAAACGUAACAUUUUAGAUGCUACCCCUGUGCCUGCAAAUGCUUUCUGUACACCUCCCAAAGUUGAUGAUUUUGUGGAGGAUUUCAUAGAUUUUAAUGCUAUGAAAUUUUUGAAAAUGCAGGAUAAAAGCCUGACAUUUAUUCAAAAGAAAAUCGCUCAGAUUAUGGGGCCGUUGGCAAAAAUCUGGCAGGCUGUAGAUGAGGCACGGAAGGGUCAGGAAGAGAAUUCAGAGUUCACAGUUCUCGACAUGCUGACACUGGUAGAACAAACAGUUGUUUUGGUUGGCCAAGCUAAUGCCACUUGUUUGUACGAGCGGCGUGUUAAUUUCCUGGCGAAAAUAAUGAAAGGUGUUAAGAAAGAGAAAGAACAUCUUAAGACUAAUGAGCAUGAUUUGAGUAGAGAGAAGGAUGUGCUCUAUGGUGAGACAGUAUUUAAGACUUUUGACAGAAAGAGCAAAAGCAGAAAAAGAGCCAGAGAUCUCUCUCAAGAAAUGCAAUCAAAAAAGAGGCACAUAGACCAGACAUCCCAACCGCCCUUUCGUGCAGGGCCCUCAAGUUGGUAUGGAAAUCGUGGGGGCAGACAGUCUACAUGGAUGUCGAAACAAGGUAUUCAGAGUAACAGAAAACCUGUGCAGUCUAACUACAAGAUUCCAAAGAAACCAAGAUCAGGAGAAAACAGGUAUGAAAAUUACCAAUGGUAUUCCUUUCGUUAUCGGACAAACAACAAAAAUAUCAAGUCUGAACAACCUAUAUGCCUCAGUGACACAUCUCAGGUUCAAAGAAAUUUGUCAAGACAAAAUACCCCAAAAUUGCUCUUUGGAAUCUAG